Molecule: messenger RNA, 418 nt
Organism: Zymoseptoria tritici IPO323
Lineage: Eukaryota; Fungi; Ascomycota; Dothideomycetes; Mycosphaerellales; Mycosphaerellaceae
Exons: 1
Coding region: 82-300 (72 amino acids)
Source: RefSeq, a predicted model, not a curated record
AAGGCCAAGGUUCCACGCGAGGAACCACAACCUGAAGGAUCUGGUGCCCUCGGGCUAGACCUGACCGAAGCAAUUCACAAGAUGGUAAGAACGCAACAAGCUAUGCUGAACAUGAUGGCCCAGAACGCAGCACCGCAGAACGCACCAGCAGCCCCGGCUUCCUCAAGACCUGGCCCUCAUCACCGCACGAACACCGUACAGAGUGCCGCGUCCGCCACCGUCAAUCAGCCCAACCAGCAAAAUCCUACUAAUUUGGACAGACCUGGCCUCACAGCCGAGGAGCGAGCUGCCCAACUGUAGCCGCCGAAGCCAGCUGGUCAGAAUGACGGUAGACCUGGCCUCAAUUCCUCACAGACCCAGCACCAGCCCUGCCAGCCGAAUAGUGUUGCUGAUCCCGGAGCCGGCGCCCACGACCAAG